Acomys russatus (golden spiny mouse) is the source of this 931-nucleotide messenger RNA. It is a transcript of the gene C3H3orf49, whose product is annotated as chromosome 3 C3orf49 homolog. The transcript has 5 exons. NCBI's taxonomy places the organism in Eukaryota, Metazoa, Chordata, Mammalia, Rodentia, Muridae. Bases 22 to 906 code for a protein of 294 amino acids. The record is from RefSeq and is a predicted model, not a curated record.
UCACAGCUGAAACUGACAGCAAUGGAGCAAGCUCAGCUGUGUGGCUCUGAGCCCCUAAAGCUUGCCUUUGGGAAGAUUGGCCAGUACCAAAGAAUUCAGCAACCCAAAAGGAAAAGCGGCUCAUUCCGAGGGAAGGGGAUAGACGGAUGGCAUAGAGCUGUGUCUACCAAUUCAGCUAGGCAAAAUGUGUUGGUCCCCAAAGAGGAACCAGUGAAUGAAAGUGCCUUGGGGUUUCAUAAAAAUCAAAACAACCAGAAAAGAAACCUGAUGAAGAGAAUGAGGAGUGUUCUUGGGAAAAUGCUGUCCUGCAAGGGCGGAAGCCAGCCAGCCAGUGGUGGCACCGAGAGCUCCGUGGAGCAGAAGGAAGCUGCCCUCGACAACGCACAGGGCCUACUGCCCAGAUUCGUCAAGGAGCUUCCGUCUCCCAGGUUAUUCACCAAGCCAAGGAUGAGAAAGCUCUCACAGAAUGCAACUAUACAGCUAGAUGUUGUAGAAGCAGAAACAGAAGAGGUAACUGAAGGAGACGGGCUCCUCCGAGCCAAGAGAACUACCAAGCGAUUAUCUGUGACGUCACUUCCUUCGGGGCUGCAGAAGGCACCAUAUUCAUCAAAAAAGAAAGCACGCUUUCCAGCACUUAAAAAGAAGAAACAGAGCAUGGAAGACAUCCUCCGGAAAUCAGAGCUGACAGUAGGAAAGCUUCAGAUGCAGGUGGAUGACCUCAUAGAAAGAGUGACUGACAGAUCCAUGAAGCUGUUGGCUCAAAGGCACGCUGAGCUUCAGCAGUGUGAGUUUCUAGGGGCAGAGAUCCUUCAGUCCUCAAAGCAGUUCCAAAGGCUUUCCAAGAGAGCCACAAGUAGGUGUAAGCUGCGGAGGGCAUGCCUCUCAUGCCCCUGCUGCUGCUGCUGAGCCUGCCGCACACACGGUGACAGAC